AUGAAGAAAACCGACAUUGCUCGAACAGCAAAGAAAGGUCAGCGUGUAUCUAGUAUUUAUGCGGAUACCUACAACAAUGACGACCACUGUGAUUACAAGAGACCUGUAACUGAAACGAAAAGCGACCAUCAAAAUGAUAAACCUCAAAAAGCCGAUUGGGAAGAAGACGAGUGGGUAUCACCAAGUGAUUUGUUAAUAGGCAUUUUAGAUCUGAAACCACCAUUCACAUCAAAAAUAACUAGAGGUCAGACUCACCAAGGAAUUCUUGAUAUAGGCGAUGAUGUGCUGGACAGAGAGCGCGCUAGGUUUUUGAACUACAUGACAAAUGUAAUAAAUGAAAACGACGCUGCUUGGAACUACAUCUUAGAACAUGAAAAAGCUGCAGUCGCCAAAAAAGUCAAGGCAAUUUACCAUGAUAUCUUAACAAACAAAACUAAGAUUUUGAUGAAAGAAAUUAAUAUAUUUUAUGAAAAGAGUCUGCAAGAAUUAGAAGACCAUUUACGAUCCGAAGUGCAAACUGUAUUAGUUACUGCUCACGCUAAUAUUAUAAGCGAUCUUAAUUUCGAAAUAACAGAGAAUUUAAAACGUGAAAAGGCUAUUCUAGAAGAUGUUUUACAGAAAAGAUAUGACAGUGAAAUAAAGAAAAUAAAUCACUAUUAUAAACUUUUGUUAGACAAUGAAAUUUACAGAAAUAAUAAACUCAUUAAUCAUGCUAUUCAUGAAAGAAACGAUGCGUUGCAGGCUUUCUAUAGACAAAUUGAAGCACAAAAUAUUACCAGUACCAUGUACGUUAUGUGUACAGAGAGGAAGAAAUGUAGAAUUAGGAAAUUCAUUCUAGAGAACAUUCAAAGUACUGAAAUCGCAGAAAAACUUCAAAAAAUCAAAGAACGACAAGACAUUAUAGAUGCCUUCAAAGCUAGGGAAAAACAUAUAUCAGACAUAAAUAAGGAAUGGGAAGAGAAAAUAAAAAAAAUACUGCAACUGUUUUUGAAAUUUGUCAGCUUCAGUCUAAAAUUGUUACCUGAACAGACAACGUUCUUACUUGACUUAGAGAAAAUGGUGGUAUUGCAGUUAAAUGAAAUGCAAAAAUCUCCUAUGCAGAAGGCUUCUAUUUUAAUUGACACAGAUGAUGAUAAUAUUUUAAAAUUUGAAGAACCCGAAUCAAAAGAGUCUGUAUGUGAUAAAGAACCAUUUGUGAUCCAGGGUCAGCGAUCAACAGAGGCUGUUCCACCUCAGUACGGAAGUAGAGAGACUUUAGCUUCUAAUGUCGAUCUUCCAUAUAUAAGACUUGACAGAAAAUAUGUGUAUGCCAAAUGUGGGAAAAUGGAUGAAGUUAGAGCCUUCCUUGAAUCACAAAAAUGCAAAUGUGCAGACUCACAAACUGAACCUGAAUCUUCUUCAAAAUCGAGUGAAUCUGUUAUAAUACCGCCAGAACCAACAGAACCACAGAAAGAAGUGGAAACUGAAGAAGUUUAUGAGCCUUUACUAAUGGAUAAUAUUGAGAUACUUCAAGAAUGUCCCGUAAGACGUUGCAAAGAUUGGGCUAAGAAAUACAGUUUUCCAUGGUUGGUUAAUUACUUGGAUUUUACUGAAGAGAAUUAUGAAAGGGUAAAGACCAUACUGGGUAAGCUACCAGAAAGAGAUCCACCGCCUGAUCUUAUUGAUCCUCGAGUCAUGACAACUCAAGAACUGCCUUUUGCUGCGACCAAGGAGCGCUUCCAUCACACGGGCACACAAUAUUCUAGCCAAGAGGAUCUCACUACUGACAUCAUAUGCCCGUGUUUAGGUGAAAUGCCAGAACAUCCGAAGGCGACUGAAUCUGAACCCAAGACCUCUGAGAGUAGGGAAAUCAAAGAAAUAAUUAUGAAGCGCCAAGACUCGGUCCGGAGAGUAAUAAAUCAGCAUCCUAACUUACUGAAAUUGUUCACGGAUGAAAAUUUUGAUUUUGUUUAUACAAUAAAAUAG
Messenger RNA from Helicoverpa zea (corn earworm), 1965 nucleotides. RefSeq lists its product as uncharacterized. Bases 1 to 1965 code for a protein of 654 amino acids. The record is from RefSeq and is a predicted model, not a curated record. Lineage: Eukaryota; Metazoa; Arthropoda; Insecta; Lepidoptera; Noctuidae. The transcript has a single exon.